AUUUUCUACAACUACAUGCUUUCACAUGUGAAGUUUUAUUUUAAGCAUGUAAAAGUAGCAAAAAAAUAUAUAUAUUUUUUUUCUUCCUGUAAUUACAGAAGCUGCUGGGUUUGUUUUGCUACUGAUGAGGAUGAUCGGACAGCAGAGUGGGUGAGACCUUGCAGGUGCAGGGGCUCUACGAAAUGGGUUCAUCAGACUUGUCUGCAGCGCUGGGUGGAUGAAAAGCAAAGAGGAAACAGUACUGCUAGAGUUGCUUGUCCUCAGUGCAAUGCAGAAUAUUUAAUAGUAUUUCCAAAACUAGGUCCAGUUGUUUACGUUUUGGAUCUUGCAGAUCGACUGAUCUCAAAGGCAUGUCCCUUUGCUGCAGCUGGAAUAAUGGUGGGCUCCAUAUACUGGACAGCUGUAACGUAUGGAGCUGUGACAGUGAUGCAGGUUGUGGGUCACAAAGAAGGUCUUGAUGUCAUGGAGAGAGCUGAUCCUUUAUUUCUUUUGAUUGGACUUCCCACUAUCCCAGUCAUGCUAAUACUGGGCAAGAUGAUUCGUUGGGAGGACUAUGUGCUCAGACUGUGGCGCAAAUACUCUAAUAAGCUACAAAUUUUGAACAGCAUAUUUCCAGGCAUUGGAUGUCCUGUUCCUCGUAUUCCAGCAGAGGCCAACCCUUUGGCAGAUCAUGUCUCUGCUACACGUAUUCUAUGUGGAGCUCUAGUUUUCCCUACUAUUGCCACAAUAGUUGGCAAGCUGAUGUUCAGCAGUGUUAACUCAAAUUUACAAAGGACAAUCUUGGGUGGAAUUGCUUUUGUUGCUAUAAAAGGAGCUUUUAAGGUUUACUUCAAACAGCAGCAAUAUUUGCGCCAAGCUCAUCGCAAAAUUUUAAAUUAUCCUGAACAAGAAGGAGCAUAAGGCUGUGAUCUCCAGAUGUCAUACAGUCUCACCUAACAGGUUUCUAUGUUGUAUUGGUUCCAUCAUUAUUGCACAGUAGAGAAUUGUGAUAAGUUGCUGCUCCUGUUAUUUUUUUUUUCUUUAAAUAUAAUAAAGCACUGUCUUGUGGCAGGGUAAAGCCUUUCAGAAACCACUGAACUGAAGAAUGUGACUUGACUUUCAUUAUUUUUGGGUAUUUCUGUUGGGCAACAGGCUUCUGAAUAUUUUCUUCGAGCCAGUAAGCUGAAUAGAAAUAAAA
Molecule: messenger RNA, 1177 nt
Organism: Athene cunicularia (burrowing owl)
Lineage: Eukaryota; Metazoa; Chordata; Aves; Strigiformes; Strigidae
Gene: MARCHF5
Product: membrane associated ring-CH-type finger 5
Exons: 5
Coding region: 16-900 (294 amino acids)
Molecular function (GO): zinc ion binding
Source: RefSeq, a predicted model, not a curated record